Messenger RNA from Annulohypoxylon maeteangense, 994 nucleotides. RefSeq lists its product as uncharacterized. Gene Ontology annotation, cellular component: chromatin; nucleus. The record is from RefSeq and is a predicted model, not a curated record. The coding region runs from base 153 to 692 and encodes 179 amino acids. The transcript has 3 exons. Lineage: Eukaryota; Fungi; Ascomycota; Sordariomycetes; Xylariales; Hypoxylaceae. Gene Ontology annotation, molecular function: DNA binding. Gene Ontology annotation, biological process: regulation of DNA-templated transcription.
AACGCAAUCAACAUCCUUCCCGCGUAAUUUGAUAAAUUUUACUAUUUUUUUUCGACCAAAUCAAUCCCUGACUUGAAUUUUUUCGAGUUUUCUCUCUUUUUACACCAAUCGUAUCACUCCUUACCAAUUCACACGCAUCCCCAACAGUUGCGAUGGCACCUUCAAGACCAGCGCGUGGGGCGGCCAAGGAGAAUGGCACCACAACUGAAGCUGCUGCAGCUACCGGUGAUGCUCCCGUGAAACGUGGUCGUGGUCGUCCUCCUAAGAACGGCAUCGCGCCUCAGGAGAAGAAAGCUCCCUCGGGUCGCCCUCGUGGCCGCCCCCCAGGAACUGGUGGCGUGAAGAAGGCCACCAAGCCCCCACCACCUAAGUCUACCAGAAGUGGUGUCGGUCGACGGGGUCGUCCUCGCAAGUCCGACGCGUCGGCUGUCGUCACACCCAAGAAAGCUACCGCAACUCCCAAGUCUGCGUCCAAGACCGCUAGCACCGGUAAGGGACGCGGCAGACCGCGCAAGGCCUCGGCUCCUGUUGUCGAACAACCCGACGACGAGGAGGAGUCGGAAGAAUCUGAGGAGAAAGGCGAAGACGAGGAUGCCGCUGUUAAUGACGAGAUCGCGAUGGACGAUGCCGCCGGUGAUGACGACGAUAAUGCCGCGGAAGACGACGACUUGCCCAACCCAGAGGAUGAUUAGGAUAACGAAGUGGCCGCCUCAUACGUUGGAGGCCUACUAGCAAGUGCUUUCCGACACUUUAGCGGUGUGGGGAGCGUACAAAAUACUCCUAGACGAUAAGGUCGCCAUUUUUCUAUUGCUAGGCAUGAAGCGAAUUCGCUUCGAUCUUCCGAAGGAGCUGUGCGCGGUUAACGGACACGUUUGUGUCAUGGGAGAGACAAUCUUUGGUGGUUAGCUGAAUGGGAUGGCGUUGGUGGUGAGCAAUGGGGCUGACAAGUAAUUCUGAAGCAGCAAUCGCUCACUGGUUUACAAUGACUAUUGCU